AAAUCACUGGAUCCGUCAAAGCCAAUUGACAAGUAUCUGUGUCAGUAGUGAACAGCAAAUCGAAAAAACAAUUUCUUUGGUUUGGUAAACUACACAAUUGCAGCAGUCCAACAGAAAGAAAACUGUAAACAACAGCUAUCUCGGCCUGAGAGUUGAUUCGGCAGGUUAAAAUUACCGAUUACAACUACGUCAUCAGGUCCAAGUGCACAUUCAUUCUGCAAUUGAUUCAACGAACGAGCAGAAGAAGAGCGAUAACGAUCAAUACUAGAGCAACUGCGUGUCCUGUGCUGGCAAUAUGAUUGUGGACUGCAAUCAAAACACCACCGCCGGAUUUUUUUACUAUUAGAGAUGUUUCUAUCGCAGGGAUAUACAUUGAAGUGCGGAGGAAAAAGUGACCUAUCUGUUACAGUUGAAUCAAAGUUUUUGAGCAGUCGACAAAGUUGUAUAAGCCAAUGAGCACGAAUUUGAAACUGGUUCAGUUUUGCUACCACAUCGCGAUGUCAGUUUCCAGAAGCAUAUUUAUACAAAAGUCCGUCAAUGGAUUCGAAAUUAUCAACACCCGAAGAUAUACGAAAUCAAAAACGACUGACUUUUACCAAUGGUAUUGAAAUGACAAACGCCCUAAGCUCAAACGCCAAAAGAGAAGUAGCAGAACCGAGCGCUGCGACAACCAUCCAUAAUAACAUCAAUGCAAUUGUACCCAAAUUUAAAUUAUAUAUUCCAGAAAGCCCUAGCACAAAAGCUUUACACAUGGAUUACAGUUUGACAAAAGACCUAUUGAUCUCCGAAAAGUUGUUUGCAUUAUAUAAGCAGAAGUCUCACUUUCAUCCUUGGGACAAAAAUUUAAAUAGAAAAAUAAGUCGAUUACAUCCCAAGCCAUAUACGUCACAUUCAGAUCUUUUUUUUGCACCACUUACUGUGAAUAAUUCACGAGUGGCUCAGAAACAUUCAAUGAGUAAAACUGUUUUAGGUAAGUAUGAUGCACUGAUGACUGAUUUAGGACUAUCCGGAUACAAAUAUUUUCAAAGCGCAGUUAUGAGGGACUUGGAGAAACGAGAAGAGCAAAAAGUGGAAGCCACUAUUCAUACAUUAUUUGAAAAUUCAACUGAUUCUAUUGAAACAGGAAAUUCAAAACAGGCUUAUUUCAGGAAACCUUUAAAGUACCCUAGUACUAAUAUAUCAUUCGAAUAUACUGCUCCACAAAAUUCACAUAGCAAUCGAGAUUUUUAUAGUCAUAGUAACCCAAUAAUCUUUAACUCGAAAAUUCUAGAAAGUGAUAAAAAACAAAAUUUGAGAAGAGAUCCGAUAUCUGCAAAUUUGACAAAACAAUUAUAUGUCAAUACUGCAAACAACAGUAUAAGCAAAUAUGAAAACAACUUAAAAAACACGCUGUCUAAUAAUUCACACACACACUUUAUUGCUAAUUCAAACUCUUUGCACAAUGGGAAAACUCGUAUAGAUUUGAAUUAUUAUGUUUCCCGAAAAUCUUCGAAUCGCUUUGAAAAUUGCACGGAUAAUAAAUUUUAUAAAACUAAAAUCAAAAAUAACAGAAAUCAUUUGAGGCAUGACAAUACAUCCUCCAGGUAUCUAUCUGUCAAAUUCAAUGAAACAACAAAAUCUCCUACAGUGAAGCAAUUUCAAAAUAAUAUGUUGAAAUACAAGGAUAUUUCUCCAAAUUUAUACCGAAUAUCACAAGAAAAUAAAAAUUUAGGCAAAAAUGUGGGUGUUGGAGCGUAUCGGGGAUCUAUCAAAUACAUUGAUCAUUUAAGAACUGAAAAUAAUUAUUACUAAUGUUUAUAAUUAAUCAAAAAAUCAAGAGAAUAUGCAGGUUUUGUAAAAAAUACACAAGUCAUACCUGAACAAUAAAAAUUUCUUAAGUAAAGAAUCAGUCAUCUGUUUUUUUAAUUCGAAUACAAAAACAACUAUUCAUUAAGCGCUCGCAUAUAAAAACCCAGCUUUAAAAUAGUUACAAAUGAGCAAUUUUCGUUGAGACCGGCUUACUAUUUACAAGAAGGUGUUGGAAACGACUCAAGAUAUUUUUGUUCAAAAA
Wyeomyia smithii (pitcher-plant mosquito) is the source of this 2050-nucleotide messenger RNA. RefSeq lists its product as uncharacterized. The record is from RefSeq and is a predicted model, not a curated record. The transcript is spliced from 5 exons. Lineage: Eukaryota; Metazoa; Arthropoda; Insecta; Diptera; Culicidae. The coding region runs from base 538 to 1791 and encodes 417 amino acids.